This is a messenger RNA of Lycium ferocissimum, 561 nucleotides long. RefSeq names its product probable aquaporin NIP-type. The coding region runs from base 1 to 561 and encodes 186 amino acids. Gene Ontology annotation, cellular component: membrane. Gene Ontology annotation, biological process: transmembrane transport. Gene Ontology annotation, molecular function: channel activity. The transcript is spliced from 4 exons. Lineage: Eukaryota; Viridiplantae; Streptophyta; Magnoliopsida; Solanales; Solanaceae. The record is from RefSeq and is a predicted model, not a curated record.
AUGGUGAUGAUGAUUUACUCCGUGGGACCCGUAUCAGGGGGUCAUUUUAAUCCAGCAGUCACUACCACUUUCACCAUUUUUCGUCGGUUUUCAUGGAAACUUGCACCUUUAUACAUAAUAGCCCAGCUAACGGGGUCGAUUCUAGCAAGCGGUACAUUAGCACUAUUGUUGGACGUCAAUUCAAAAUCUUAUUUCGGUACAAUUCCAGUUGGAUCUAAUGGGCAAUCUUUGGCUAUGAAAAUCAUCAUUUCCUUCCUCUUAAUGUUCGUUGUUUGCGGAGUUUGUACAGAUGAUAGAGCGGUUGGACAACUUGGUGGAUUGGCAGUUGGAAUGACAAUAGCCUUGAACGUCUUUGUUGCCGGGCCAAUUUCAGGAGCAUCGAUGAACCCAGCAAGGAGGAUUGGUCCAGCGAUUGUGAAGCACGUCUAUAAAGGCCUUUGGGUGUAUAUAGUUGGGCCAGUCAUUGGUACUGUAGCAGGAGCAUUUGUAUACAACUUAAUUAGAUUUACAGACAAAACCCUUCUUCAACUAGUCAAAAGUGGGCCCCUUAUUCGAAGUUAA